Rhinichthys klamathensis goyatoka is the source of this 4977-nucleotide messenger RNA. RefSeq names its product meiosis regulator and mRNA stability factor 1. The record is from RefSeq and is a predicted model, not a curated record. Gene Ontology annotation, molecular function: mRNA base-pairing post-transcriptional repressor activity; CCR4-NOT complex binding; RNA nuclease activity. Gene Ontology annotation, cellular component: cytoplasm; peroxisome. Lineage: Eukaryota; Metazoa; Chordata; Actinopteri; Cypriniformes; Leuciscidae. The transcript has 25 exons. Bases 240 to 4715 code for a protein of 1491 amino acids. Gene Ontology annotation, biological process: post-transcriptional gene silencing.
UUAAUUUGACUGAUUAACGGCCGUUUUCGUUUAUUUUCGUUCAUUUAAAAGGCAUUUAGUGAUGUUUUCCAGUCAGUUAGCGCUUGUUGAGCUGCUGUAGUUCAGCACUGAUCAGAGGUCAGGGCUCAGGUGUGCUGUUUCUUCUGCAGGUGGUGGUGAUGAUGUCAGACAGGUGGGAUGUUCAGCUGUUGUGAAGCUUCUGGAAACUCACCGACUGCUUGCACUCACAGAGCGAUUCCAUGGAGGUCCGUAAGCCGGUCCUGGAGCUGAAGGACGUGCCUCCCCCGCCCCCCCACAGCACCGGCCCACACACACACUCGUGUCUCAGCGUAAGCGUGUGCUCCUGCUGUGAAGCGAGCGUUCGUCUGCAGAAGAGCUCGAGUGGCGUCACCGGUGGAGGCUUUCCUCUGUAUCUCUCCCGCUCACACACUCUCACACACACUCCUCCAGCGUCACACUGCGCCGGUCUGAGGCCGACACACACCGGCUCCUCUCUGUGUAAACUCUGUGAGUGUCGUUUCCCACACGGUGACCCGUCCUCACCCCCUCACCUCUGCUCUAACUCACUCCAACACGCGUCGCGGUGUGUGACGGGCGCUCACUGUUUGCAGGACUGCUGGAGAAAGAGUUUGCGUGUCGACUCGGAGAAGGUUUGGCCGAACAUCCCUCCGCCCGUCCCGGUGUGCAACGGCUGCGGCGUGACAGGAGUUUCCUCCGACGGUCUUCUGGGUGUCCACCUCGGCAAAACCCCACAGAAAUAUGGUUCUUCAGAGAGCGGCGCGCUGGAAACGCUGCCCCCCAUCGGGGUGUUCUGGGACAUCGAGAACUGUGCGGUUCCCAGUGGACGCUCGGCUGCGACGCUGGUGCAGAGACUUCGAGAGCGCUUCUUUCAGGGACACCGUGAGGCCGAGUUCAUCUGCGUGUGUGACAUCAACAAAGAGAACAAAGCCGUCAUCCAGGAGCUCAACAACUGCCAGGUGACGGUGGCCCACAUUAACGCUACAGCCAAAAAUGCAGCCGAUGAUAAACUGCGUCAGAGUCUCAGGAGAUUCGCAGACACACACGCUGCUCCCGCUACGGUCAUCGUGGUUUCAUCGGAUGUGAACUUCGCCAGUGAGCUGAGUGACCUGAGGCAUCGACACGGUUUCCAGGUGAUCCUGGUGCACAAGAGCCAGGCCUCGCCCGCGCUCCUGCAACACGCACACCUGCGCGUCGCCUUCGAGGAGUUCGUCUCGGACCUCCCACCCGGCAUGAUCGUCAAAGCACAGCCCAGUUUCAACCUUCUGUUUGUGCACCACCUUCCCACACACCGCGACACCAAAGCUGUGGCGAACCGGCUCCAGCGCCUCUCCAAUAACUGUGGAGGGAAGGUGUUGGGAGUCUCCGGCGGCUGCGCCGUGCUCCGGUUCGCUAGUGCCAGCGCGGCCGAACGCGCGCGCAAGCGCAUGGAGAAUGAAGACGUCCUGGGCCAGCGCAUCGUGGUGUCGUUCUCACCCGACGGCCCGGAGGAGGAAGAGGAGCGCCGACUCUUCCUCCCCGUGGAGAAGCAACGCUCGCCCCGUCGCCGGGCGUCUCGGUCGAGAAGCCACGCCCCCGAGCGCCCCUAUAGCCCCAGGAAAGCAGGCCACGCCUCCUCGUGCAGCCCUGUGACGAAGCCCCGCCCCCAGAUUGUGUGUGGAGCAACCCGACCUGUGAGCGCCUCGCCUCAGAGUCACACGAACACACAGCUCCUGCCGGCAGCCGGAAAACCUGCAGAGCAGCAGCGCAGCCGAAGGCGAGACUCUCCCGGGCAGCCGUUUCAGGUCAGCACUCCUUCAGCAUUCAGCAAACUAAGUUUACAGCGGAGCUUCAGUCCCAUGAUGCUCUCUCAGAGUUCGUGGUCGUCACGGAGUGUGUCCCCCUGCCUGUCGAACCGCUCGUCUCCGCUGAGCGCACCGUCCCCUGACGGCCAAUCAGAGCCCUUCUCUGACGGAGCCGACGUUCAGGUCACGAACCUCGACUACAGAAUGUCACGCAAGGACCUCCAGCAAAUCCUGCGAGAUGCUUUUGCUAAACACGGCAGAGUGAAGAGCGUUGAUCUGAGUCCUCACACUGACUAUCAGCUGAAGGCGCGGGUUCACAUGAGCUCCCUCCAGCAGGCCAUCGGUGCCGUCUCUCUCCUGCAUCGCUAUAAGAUCGGCAGCAAGAGGAUUCAUGUGUCGCUCGUCACUGGAGCCAGUAACAAAUCUCUCGCCUGCCUCAGCUCUGAGAUCAUCAGUAUCCUCCAGGACGCACCAGCAAACUGCCUGCAUCUCUACAAGUUCACCGAGACCUACGAGAGGAAGUUUGGUCAUAAGCUGGUGGUGAGUGACUUGUACCGCUUGCCGGAGCUGGUGUGUGUGCGUGAGCAGGGCGGCGGGCGGCUCGUGUGUUUGCUGUCCAGCACUCAGGCCCGGCAGAGUCCGCUAGGAUCCGCACACUCUCACGACAGCUCCAACACGGCCAGCCCGGUUCUGUUCGAGGAGCUGGAGUACCACGAGCCCGUGUGCAGACGCCACUGCACUCAGCAGGACUUCAGUGAAUCUGACUUCGAUCCGGAUUCGUACAUGAUCCCGUUUGUUCUGGUGUCCCUGAAAGUCCUGGCUGCUCAUGUCCACGGGUUACUGCAGAGUCACGAGGGCACGGUGCCUCUGCUCAGUUUCCCAGAAUGCUACGCUGCAGAGUUCGGUGCGUUGAGUGUUGCAGAGGAGGGGGGGCUGGAGGGAAGCGUCCCGCUGGAGCAUCUCAUCACCUGCAUCCCUGGAGUCACCAUAGUAACGGCACAGAACGGCUUCAAAAUCAUCAAGUGGAUUCACAACAAACCCCCACCGCACAAUGCAGACCCGUGGCUGCAGCGCAGUAAGAGUCCGGUUGGGAAUCCACAGCUGAUCCAGUUCAGCCGAGAGAUGGUGGAUCUCAUGAAGAACCAGCCGUCCUGUUUGAUGCCCGUCACCAAGUUCAUUCCAGCGUAUCACCACCAUUUCGCCAAGCAGUGCCGUGUGUCGGACUACGGAUACUCCAAACUGCUGGAGCUGCUGGAGGCCGUUCCUCACGUGCUGCAGAUUCUGGGUUUAGGCUCCAAGCGUUUGUUGACGUUGACUCAUCGCGCGCAGAUCAAGCGCUUCACUCAAGACCUGCUGAAGCUGCUGAAGUUUCAGGCCAGUAAACAGGUGGUGAUCGGGGACUUCGCUCAGGCGUAUCACUGGUGUUUCUCCAGGAACUGGCAGGUGAUGGAUUAUGGGAUGUGUGAUCUGAUGGACCUGUUAGCUGAGAUUCCGGACACGACCAUCACAGUCACUCAGCAGGACUGUGACACGCUCAUCUCUGUUCCCAAAAGAGAACGCACGUCAGAGGAGGUGGAACGCACACGGCAGUUUGGGAAGGAGGUUGUGGACCUUCUGAGACAUCAGCCUCACUUCCGGAUGCCCUUCAGCAAGUUCAUCCCCACGUAUCACCACCACUUCGGACGCCAGUGCAAGCUCUCCUACUACGGCUUCACCAAACUCAUGGAGCUGUUCGAGGCCAUUCCUGACAUUCUUCUGGUCGGUACAACCACAGAUGUGAAGGUGUUGGAGUGUGGAGAGGAGCGUCUGCUAGCGCUGACGGAGGUGGAGUGUGUGAAAGCACUAGCGGCUCAGCUGGUGAAGCUGCUUCGAGCUCAGAGAGACUCAGGACUCCCUGUUAAUCAGCUGCUGUGCGAAUACAGCAAGACGUUCGGCUACAGCCUCCGCCUGCAGGACUACGACUCCGGCACGCUGCCCGUCCUGCUCAACAAGCUCUGCCAUGUAGUGAAGGUGGUCGAUGCUCCCGGAGGGAAGGAGGUGCAGCUCAUUAACAGGAAGUCCCUGCGUGCCUUGACGUCUCAGCUGCUGGCGCUGAUGAUGUCACUUCCUGAGGAUCGUGAUCAUCUCGGAGUGGAAGAGCUGAGGCAGCAGUACGAGUUCGCUUACUCCACGCCACUCAACCCCUGCGAGUACGGCUUCAUCUCGCUCACCGAGCUCCUCAAGAGUCUGCCGUACCUGCUCCAGCUCUCUGAGGAUGAUGAAGAUGAUGAUGACGGAGACGCUGAGGAGCGUGUGAGUUUGACGAGACUCUACCAGUUUGCCCGCAGUGUCCGUGCGCUUCUGCACACCUAUCACUAUAACCAGAUCUUCCUGUCGGAGUUCUGCGGCGCCUUCAGCAAAUACACCGGCCGAGAGUUUCAGCCGCUGACGUACGGAUACAAGACGCUGGACGAGCUGCUGGCUGCCAUACCUCAGGUUGUCUGGAUCAAAGGUCACGGUCACAAAAAGAUCAUAGUCCUGAAGAACGAUAUGAGAGCUCGAGGCAGUCCAGCGGCCACUUUAGACGGUCCUCGUCCCGAUGAAGAGAGUCGGUCCACCGACAGCCCCGCCAGCGGUGAGCUGGAGCUGCUGUGUCUGGGUUCGGGAUCUCCCGUGGAUCUCCUGUGUGGCCCGGUCCCGUCCUGCCUGCCGUCUCCUCAGCUGCGACCCGACCCGGUUCAUCCCGGAGAUCUGAUGCGCUUCGAUCCGGUUCACGAUCGGCAGCCUCGACCGGCCAACGGCCUCCUCACAGCGCCAGAUAGUGGGUCGAGUCAACCGAAAGCUUGCAUUACGGACAGCCCUGGUCGACGGACAACACGAAACAAGGUCAAGCUAGCGGCUAACUUCUCCUUCACGUCCGCCCUGUCAGGCUAACGCCGAACGAGUCCCGCGACAUCACGGUGUCUUCGUUAGCAUCUCUGUGUCCUUCCCUUUGACUCUGUGUGUCUGUACAGAAACAUCAUGUGACACAGAUGUUAUUCUGUGAGAGGAAACAGUCGUUCUGUGUGGGGAAUUUCUGUUUUCAAAACUUUUGUGAACUCGUGUUCUCAAACCAGCUCCUGCCCGUGGGAUUGGUCUUUCGUUACUACAAAUGCUAGUUAUCAAUGUCUCGUCUGAGCCUGAAACGUGCCGACCG